GACCAGAGUGGAUGACCAGGGAUGUUCAUUUGAUAAGUGUGAAUUUGACCAUUUUCCUGUUAAAAUGUAACGAGUACUUUUGGGUGUCAGGGAAAAUGUAUGAGGUAAAAAGUACACUUUCUUUAGGAAUGUAGUUAGGUAAAAGUUGCCAAAAAUACAAAUAGUUAAGUACAGAUACCCCAAACUACUUUAAAUGUAUUUUUACUUAAGUACUUUACACAAUGGCAGGUCGCCCGCAAAAAACAGCAUGGAUAGAAUGCAAUAAUUGACUAAUAUUUGCCAUAUUCUAAUACAUCUCAUGUGCCAACGUAUCGCCAUGGUGAAACUUGCACUCAUGUAGAUCUGAAAUAAUUGGAUGGUAAAACUUGCCAGCCAAACAGAAAAGCAAGGCGAAUCAAUUCAGCCAUUCUUGAAAGGCAGGAAAAACACGGCUUCCGUCAGAUCUGUUGCAAUAAAGAAAGUUUGACAGAUUAAAAAUCCACCCCAGUCCAAUGGAUAAAAAGGAAAUGAAGCCAGUGAACAUCGAGAAUGGUGUCCCUGUACUCCAUUCAGCAAAAGACGGGUGCAAACCCAAGAAAUUCACCCCAGAUGAAGUACUGGUACCAAAUCCCAGCUUCAAAGAAAAUCAAGGAACGAAAAGAAAGAUACAACCUGGAAGUCUAUCAAUAUAUGAAUUGGAACGGUUGGAAAAUAUCAGACAAAACCAAGUGUUCCUGUCCUCCAUAAAAAUGCUUGAGGCCAAGCAGGAUUUGAAACCAGAAAACACACAGCGAGGUCUCAAGAGACAGAACAAUAAGGUAGCCUGGACAGAGAUACUGCCUCCUCGCACCAAGUCCUUGAGAAUCCAGAAGAAGGAAGCAGAGCGACUCCCCCUGCCCCUGGAACCACACAGGAUUUAUUAUGAAGUCGAACGAAUUGAACGUGCCAGGAAGCCAGAGGGUCCCAUUAGUAUGGAGCCAAUCAACAUGGAGGAGGAUAGUUCACUGCCACCUGAACUUCUCAAGCUGUGGACAGAGGAUUUCAUCAAAGAAGAGAAGGAGGACUUGGGUCUGGAAGAGUACCGUAGUACUCUAAAGAGCAUGGAGCUGAGUGAGAUUGGAGGAGUAGCUAAGGUGGUGAAGAGUCGUAUCUUCUCUGUUGCUUUCCACCCAUGUAGCAGUCGUCUGCUCAUGGCUGCUGGGGACAAGUUGGGUGGAGUGGGGCUGUGGAACCUCGACUCUGAUAUGGGGGAUGAGGGCGUGCUGCUAUUUGAGCCACAUGUCCAGCCGGUGGCCUGCAUGGCCUUCUCCAGGUCACAUCCUACAGACCUGUUGACCCUCAGCUACGACGGGACGCUACGGAGCACAGAUGUGGAGAAAGCCGUUUUUGAUGAGGUGUAUCGGAUCAAGGAUGGCUUGAGAACCUUUGACUUCCUGUCACAUGACUGUUCGACGCUGGUCACCGGGGACUGGUACGGAGACGUUGCCAUCGUUGACAGGCGGACUCCAGGAACCUCUCAUGAGUCCCUCCAUAGCCUGGAUACCAAGACGGUUCGCUGUGUUCACGUCCACCCUGUUCAGAAGCAGUACAUCAUGGUGGCUGAGAACAGUAUUGUGAGCAUUUACGAUGCUCGAUGUUUGAAGGCGUCGUCGAGAAAGCCAGUCUCCCAGCUCUAUGGUCACUCAAAGAGCAUCUCAAGUGCCUACUUCUCUCCUGGCACUGGCAACAGAGUAGUGACCACCUGCCUAGACAACAACAUCAGGAUUUAUGACACCUCGGAACUAACCUCCAGAGCUCCGCUACUGACCUCCAUCCAACAGAACUUGUACACAGGGCGCUGGCUGUCCAAGCUGCAGGCGAUGUGGGACCCCAAGAGGGACGACUGCUUCGUUGUGGGCAGCAUGCAGCGGCCUCGCAGAGUCCAGGUGUUCCAUGAGAGUGGGCAGCUCCAGCACUCCUUCCAGGACCCAGAGAUGACCACCGUGCUCUCAGUCACAGCCUUCCACCCCACCAGGAACGCUCUACUGGGGGGCAACGCCUCCGGGCGGCUGUAUGUCUUCACCGACUGAGAGCAGGAUGCCUGUAUGUGUUCGCUGCCUGAGAGGAGAAACCUGGGCCAUUGUUCACAAAACAUCGGAGUAAGAGUCCUGAUCUGGAAUGCUCAACUGAUCAUAGAUCAGCACUCCUACUCUAAAAUGUUUCAUGAUACGGGCCCAGAACACAUGCUUAGAAUAGACCAAAAUCAGUUGUUUUGUUGUUUCUUUCUGCAAGCUGCCUUUGCUAUUGUUGCACAUUGUUUUCUAUCAAAUUGUUGAUGUUUUGUUAGUUUAUAUAUUUAGCUGAAGUUGUGCUUUUCAUGUAGUUUAGUUCUUUCAUUUGGCUGUAUUGUACCCGCAGUAAAUUUUGUGAUUGACGGUUUUAAUCUUUCAAAUAUAAACUACCAGAAUUCAGUGGCUAUAGCCCUACAAUCAAUAAAAUCAUGGCUAAAUACCA
This is a messenger RNA of Oncorhynchus keta (chum salmon), 2472 nucleotides long. Its product is annotated as WD repeat-containing protein 76-like. Gene Ontology annotation, cellular component: nucleus. The coding region runs from base 492 to 2048 and encodes 518 amino acids. Gene Ontology annotation, molecular function: protein binding; DNA binding. The record is from RefSeq and is a predicted model, not a curated record. Gene Ontology annotation, biological process: regulation of DNA damage checkpoint. NCBI's taxonomy places the organism in Eukaryota, Metazoa, Chordata, Actinopteri, Salmoniformes, Salmonidae. The transcript has 15 exons.